Molecule: messenger RNA, 1870 nt
Organism: Drosophila takahashii
Lineage: Eukaryota; Metazoa; Arthropoda; Insecta; Diptera; Drosophilidae
Product: CLIP domain-containing serine protease B4
Biological process (GO): proteolysis
Molecular function (GO): serine-type endopeptidase activity
Source: RefSeq, a predicted model, not a curated record
AUUUACGGCCUGAUAAUUGGUUUUUUUCGAGCUCUCUUUUUGUUUUGAUUCGUCGCCGUCGCUGAAAUCGAAAUCUGAAUAGAGCUGGGAUGUGGAAGUAAGAAAUGAACCAAUUUAUUUCAAUUUCGCACUUGGACGGGUGACGUUGUGUCAGCGGCGGCUUCCCAAUAUCCGAUCUUUCGCAAUGCGGCACCUAGAACUCUUUGCCCUGCUGAUCUGCAUCCUGCGGCUGAGUGGGGAUCGCGGAGCCUCCGCCUGCCACUGCAUCCGCCUGGGCAAAUGUGCGCCCUUUGCCCGCCUCCUGCUGCAUCACGGUCCCGGCGAGCAGUCCGCCGUGUUUGCCAAAGUCCACGCGGCCAGUUGUGGCUUCCAAGGUCUCGAGCCGCUCGUCUGCUGUCCCACCUCCCGCAAGCAGCACCGCGAUGAGUCAUCCUCGGCCAAGGCAAGUCGCAAGAUGCGUUUUGCUCCGCCCCAAGAUCGUUGGAUUUGGGAUGAUGGCGGUGAUAGCAAGGGCGCAAGUCGGCACUCGGACUUUCUGUUGGCGGAGACCCAUGUGCACGACUACUGGAACUUCGAGGAGCAACGCAACUGCCCGCAGCCUGUGGAGCCAGAGUUCUUCGACCGGCGAUUCGGUGGCGGCCACCACUUUCACUAUCAUGUGGAGCAUGAGGAACAGGAUGCUACUUCACCUCGACCCGCUCCCAAGGAUAAGCCGAUUAUCUUUCCCGGAGACCUACGCUUCCUGCGGCAGGGAGAGCAGGAUGAUCCUAACUUCAGUUUAGAGGAAGGUCCUCCACUGGCACCUUUUACCACAAGUACACCUACUCCAUUGGUCACUGCUUCUCUGACCACAUCAAUACCACCUCUUGUGAUACGAGAUGACCCACAAGAAUUUGGAAUAAGUGUGGAGAGCAGACUGCUGGGAGGAGAACAGGCCACUAAUGGACAAUACCCCUGGCUGGCCAGGAUCGCCUAUCGCAACCGAAGCAGCAGCAGGAUUAGCUUUCGCUGCUCGGGAUCCCUCAUCUCCAGCAACCACAUCGUGACUGCCGCCCAUUGUGUGGUCAACCUAGUCAGCGACUUGGAACUGUCCCAUAUACGAUUGGGUAAUGACGGUGGAUCAAACACCUUUGCCAUCGAGAGGGUUAUGGUGCAUCCUAGCUACGAUCAGCCGAGAUACUCAAACGAUAUUGCCCUUCUAAGAAUCAAUAGCACUAAUGGACUCUUCACACCCAUAUGCUUACCCUUGAACGGGUCUACUACCCUCGGAAUGAGGUUGAUAGGACAAACGGGAGUUGCUGCCGGUUGGAGUACAGGAAAUCCGGAAAACAAUGGCCCAAUAAACUCUUCCAACUCCUCCUCCGGUGUGCGCUUCAUCCGUUUACCUAUAGUAAACACCACCACCUGCGCCAUCGCAUAUGCUAGUCUCAGCGAGAACUUCCAGCAGCCCAUUGUGAUCACACCGAGUCAUCUGUGCGCCCAGGGAAUGCCCAUGAAUGACGUGUGCCGCGGCGAUAGCGGUGGCCCCUUCAUGGACGACGGAACCUCCGGUUUGCUAGGGACACGUGGACGCCACACGCUCAUCGGCAUCGUGGCCUUUGGACCCACGCUGUGCGGCGUGACCACCAUUCCGGGGGUCUACACCCUGGUCAGUAGCUUCUCCGAUUGGAUUCUGCAAAGCAUUAACGGAGAGACGGACCAGUGAGCGGUCAUCUUAGCCCAAGUAGCUCACCCAAAGCUUUCAAUACCAAAGUCUUCAGAGUGCAUCCAAAUAGAAAAACAUUAAUCAUACUUUUUAUGGACCAAUGAAACAGUUCUGCUUCCUAUUCAAAAUACCGCAAUGCCAAUAAAAUUUACAUUCAUAACAUUC